Cheilinus undulatus (humphead wrasse) is the source of this 10702-nucleotide messenger RNA. Its product is annotated as myomegalin-like. Gene Ontology annotation, cellular component: nucleus; microtubule organizing center. The transcript has 41 exons. The coding region runs from base 757 to 8097 and encodes 2446 amino acids. NCBI's taxonomy places the organism in Eukaryota, Metazoa, Chordata, Actinopteri, Labriformes, Labridae. The record is from RefSeq and is a predicted model, not a curated record. Gene Ontology annotation, molecular function: zinc ion binding.
ACACGAAGGACCGAACCCAGUGAGUGCGUGUCUGCCUCUCUUGCUGUCAUUAACGGCUCUGAAAUGAAUGAAAAGCCGCUUUCUCGGACACAGACACCGGGGAAUGACUCUAAGGACCGCCUCAGGACGCCGGCUACCGCUCUCUGUCCGGGUAGAGGACAGCGGAUAAUUACCUUUCCUCCGGACAGGACAGACCUGACGGUGCGUGUGUGAGCUACAGCCGAUUGAUGGUGCAGAGGCGCGUGCGGCGCUGUUACGAAAUACAAAGCAACGGUUUGUUGACAGCGCGAGGACGGAAGACAGAUAAAUACGGCAUCUAAUUGAUGAGACGUUUACGUGACUUCUCUGUGGGUGUGUGCGCCAUAUUCCCCAUGCACCUGCACUUCCUGUGAAUGAAUGAAGAUCCUAGGCAGAUACCUUUCACUGACUGGGACAGAAUCUAUUAGUUUAUUUUUGCCUCUUUGUUUUUAGCUCUGCAGAGAACAACAUAUGCAAUCAUUCUUGUGCAGUUCUUUUUCUCUACCUCAUCUCUUUUUGUCAAGCCAUUGGAUUUGAUGCCAUUAUAAGGACUGAUCUUUGAAGAGCUUUACUCUGUUCAAGAUGAAAAAGGUUAUUUUGCUCUAAAACCAUGUGUUUGCUCUGAUGCAACUUUAAACCUGUGCUUUUUUGUUUACAUGUGAUUGAAUUUAUCACAAGUAUCCAGCUGUCUGAAAAUAAUUAGAUACCCCCCAUUCCUGGUAGCUAUAAGCCUGUGGAAUGCUUGAUCUCAAGAUGAAGGAGACGUGUCGCAUCUGUGGGAGGGAGCUCUGCGGUAACCAGCGUCGAUGGAUCUUCCAUCCCACCGCCAAACUAAAUCUGCAGGUGCUGCUGUCUCACGCCCUUGGGCGAGAGCUGACCCGGGAUGGCAAAGGAGAGUUUGCUUGCUCUAAGUGCACCUUCAUGCUGGACCGUAUGUACCGCUUUGACACAGUGAUCGCCCGAGUAGAGGCACUGUCCAUCGAAAGGCUGCAGCGGCUUCUGCAGGAGAAACAUCGAUUGAGGCAGUGCAUCGGAGGACUCUACAAAAAAACAAACGCAGAGGAGGGUGGUGUUUCAAUAACUGGAGGUAAUGAAGGACCAGGAGAUGGGAUGGUGGACAUUUCAGGACUCACUCAUGCAAAGUACUGUGCCUUGCUCCAGGACGACCUGGUCUACUCAUUGUACGAGUCCUGGGCAGAGGACGGCUCUGAGUGUCACCACCACCAAACUCAAUGUGCUGCAGGUGCAGGAUCAGAGGUCACAGUCGCAGUCUCACAUCGGUGUGUACAUAGCACCCCCAGGAAGUGUCGAGGAUGUUCAUACUGGCGAGUGGCAGACUCUGAUUAUGAAGCUGUUUGUAAGGUGCCCAGGAAAUUAGCACGGAGUAUUUCCUGUGGGCCGUCAACCAGGUAUUCAGCCAGUGUCAUUGGAGGAAGUUUGACAGGAGGAGCAGGAGAGAGAAAACAAGUGGAGGAUUCAGAAGAAGCCCCUUCCUCUCUGACCCUGGUUCCUGGCUCUCAGGACCCUUCACGAACGACUGACAGUGAUCGCACCCUGGCAGGACGAGCCAGCUCCAGCCCCUCCAUAGCAUCCUUGGAGACUACUGAGGAGUACAUCCACUCAGGAGCCUUAACAGAUGGCCACCUUAGCUCCCCCAGGGACCCAGUAGAUGAUCAGUUAUACGACUCUCUCUCUGAGGAGCACAUGGGAGCCUCACAUGGUCAGGCCUCACCUGGACCAAGUCUCUCUCUGGCUCUUUGUAUGCUGCAGAGCUGCAACAUCUACAGGCCGGUCCGGAGCUCUAAGGGGAGCAAACUGCCAGUUCUCCUCAGACAGAGCUCCAGUAAUGGGGGCCCAAGGCUGAGCUUCCCUGAUCCUGUCUUGGGACUGUCUUAUGACACUCCAGAUGGAGAAAGGCACAACCACAUCAGGACACCUGAGCUGGAGACACCCCUGAUCCGGCUGGUUGAUCAGGAUCUGAACCUAGCGGACAUGGAAGAAUUGAUGGAAGAUUUAUACAAAGAGUACCCUCGCCCACCUCCUCACCAGAGCCUUGUUGAAGAGCAGCAAAGCCAGCUAAACCAGUAUGAGUGUGCAGCUGGUCAGUGUGUCAGCGAGCUGCAGAAGGCCCAGCUCCAGGUCCAGUCCCUACAGGCCAAGAUCCACGAGAGUGAGGCCAACAAUAUGAAACUGCAGGAGAAGCUGAACGAGAUGGAGUGUGAGUUGCGUGCAAUCCGUCAGGCAGCUCAGAGUCAAGAAAGAACCAUCCAGGGUCUCACAGACUCCAUCACCACCAAAGACAGUGAGGCCCAGGAGCUGUACCAGCUGAUUGAAGAGCAGAACACCACGCUAUGUAAGCUGAGAGAGAUGGCUCACCGCAACCAGCUCCCUCAAUGCAAGGCUCCAGAAGGGGCGGGCGAGUCUUUAACACUUGCCCAGCUGCAGGGUGAGCUGGUGGGGGUGCAGAGUUCUUUGUUCUCCCUUGGUCUGGAGCUGGAGGCCAGCCAGAGGAGUCUGAGACAGAGCCAGAAGCAAGGAGAGGACCUGGUGAGGUUUAAGGAGCGACUCAACUCUGAUCUGCAGGAGGCUCUGCAACAUAGGGAGGCCACUGAGAAACACAACCAGGACCUGCGCAGCGCCCUCCAGAAAAUUCGCUCUGAUCUCCAAGCUAAAGAAGCAUCUCUAAAGGAGAGUGAGGCAGCGAGGCACACAGUGGUGCAAGAGAAGGAAAGAAGCAUUGUGCAGCUCAAACACUGUCUGCAGGACAAGGAGCGACAGUUACAGGAAUACUCAGAGAUGUUGGACUCAGCAGGAAGUUCCAAACCAAGGGACGCUCUGCUGGAAAAACUAAAAGAGAGGAUUAAAGAUAGAGACAGAGCUCUGGAGCGCUCCAUCGAUGACAAGUUCCGCUGCGUGGAGGAGCGCGAGGAGCAGGUGAGGAGGCUGCAGUUGGCCCUCAGGGAGAAAGAGCGAGACCUGGACAGACUGCGCUGCAUCCUGUCCAAUAACGAGGAGACCAUCACGAGUCUGGACGGCUUGGUACGCAGUAAAGAGCUGGAGCUGGAGCAGGCAGCCGAGGCCUACAGAAACCUGCAAUGGCUGCAACAGCAGAGUGAGGAGAAGGAGAGAAACAUUCAGAGAGAAAAAGACAGCAUUAUUAAUCAGCUACAGGCAGCCCUACAGGCACGCAGUCAAGAAACACAGGAUUUGACAGCUGCCCUCGUUGCCAGAGUUCAGGCUGGUCCCUCUGAGGUUGUAGAGGAGUUGAAGGCUCGGCUGGCGCUGAAGGAGAAACUCUUUGAAGAGCUGCUGUCAGACCGUAGCCGUCAGUCCAACGAACACCAGGCUCAGGUUCAGGACAUGCUCAAUGCUCUGAGCUCCAAAGACCAGUAUCUGCAGGACCACUCCUACAGGCUCUCAGUUGUGAUCAGCGAGCAGACGGGUCAGCUGCAGGAGCUGCGCAGACAUCUGCUAUCAAAAGAGCAGGAGCUGUGUGCCCUGAAACGAGACAAAGAGAGAGAGAUGGUUGGAGGAGAGGCUGAGCACCUGCGGGGUCUGCUCAAAGAGAAAGAAGCUUUCAUCAAGGAGCUGAUGCAGAAUCAGGAGGAGGUGAUGCAGCCGUGUGCUAAAGAGAGCGAGGCGGAGAUGAAGGCUCUGCAGGAAGAGUUGCAGCUAGUGCUGAAGAAAGAGAGGGAGGCUCAAAAGGAGCUCUCUGCUCUUCGUCUUUCUUUGUCUCACCAGGAGGCAGCAAAAAACACAGACAUCACUGAUCAUCAAAGUGUGCUUGAGCAGCUUGUGUCCGAGUACAAUAAGCUGAAUAGUGCCCUGCGGACGGAGAAGAGAUUAUACCAAAAUCUAGCACAGGAUCACACAAAGAGUGACAGCUCAGAGAAGAUCCAGGCCCUGCACACUGAGCUGGACUCAGUUCAGGCUCUGCGCUCACAGCUGGAGGAGGUUCUGUCCAGGACCCAAAACAUGGCCCUGAAGAUGGAGUGGGCAGCUAAAAGGCAGCCUGACUUUGGAGAGCUCAGCACAGAAGACGAGGAGGAGGAAGAAAAGGAAGGGGAGGGAGACAAUGAAGGAGGCAGCAGUGAUGAGUUCACAGACAGCAUAGAGGAGGACGAUAAAGUGACUGCCAGAGGUUUCCAGGCGCGUGGCCCCGAGGGUGUGACCAGAGCACCAGCAAGGGAAGAAAUAUUCAAGAGAGCUGAUGUGCUACAGCUCGAAGAAGAAAAGCGAAGCCUUGAAAGCCAGCUUGAAGAAAUGAGGUUCCAACUAGAGAGGGAUGGAUACACGUCUGUGGCUCAGAUGAGGAGUACCCUGCAGAGGUUACAGCUGGAGAAUCAGGCUCUGAAAGAAAGCAAAGGAAGAUCUCGGUUUGAUAAGAAUCAUAGCAGUCUGAUCCAGGAAGAGGAGGAGGAGGAGGAUGAAUAUUUUGAAGAAGAGGAUGAAGAAGAGGAAGAAUCUCCAAUGCCUGCAGGGAAAAGAGGUCCUCCUUCUGUCAGUCUGAGUGAUAAGCGAGGGAAGAGGCUGUGCACGACCCAUCUUCAUGCACAGCGGCCUGACAUGGAGAGCAAGCGAGCAGGCGAAAGCAGGGAGGUUGGGGCACUCUGGCAUGAUGUAGAGGAGGGUCUUCGUGAGCAGGCAGCUCAUCUGCGCUCGGAUCUGGAACUGAGCCAACAAGAGAACCGAGAGCUGCAGGAGAGGCUGAUGGUGUCUGAGGCCACGGUGCACGCUCAGGCCGAACAGCUGAAGGACUACAGAGACCUGCUCACAGAGACGUCGGUCCAGCAGGCCAGUAAGCAGGUGCAGGUGGAUCUCCAGGAUCUUGGUUAUGAGACGUGUGGUCGCAGUGAGAACGAAGCAGAGAGAGAAGACACCAGCAGCCCAGAGUUUGAUGACCUGGAGAUGUGCACGUCACUCUCCCAUCAGCAGGACUACGACGGUGUGGGUGGGAGCUGGUACUCUGGCAGCAGUAAGAGGGGUGCUUAUGAAGUAAGAGAUGAGUCAGCUUCUCUGCAGCAUCUGGUCCAGGAUCUGCGCUCACAGCUGACCCGCUGCCACAAAGUUAUCCGUGGGCUACAGCUCCGUGUACGCUCACUGUCCACCACCAGUGACUACGCCUCCAGUCUGGAGCGAACCCCGCGAAAGGUAAACUGGGCCUUUGAGACAUCUCCAGCCCCCAGCGGUGUAGAGGAGGAUGAAGGCUGGAUGUCCGACACCCAAGGCAUCCGCUCAGUCUCAAUGCCCAGUAGGGAGCUGCAAGAGCUGAUGGAUAGAGUCGCUUCACUUGAAGCGCAGCUGAAAAGCUCCAGACUGGAGGGCAAAGGCCAAGCAGAGGAGGGGAAGUGUGCCACCUGGCCAGGGAAGUACAACUCUCUGAUCCAGACUCAGGCUCGUGAGCUGUCCCACCUGAGGCAGAGGAUGAGAGAGGGGCAGGGAGUGUGCCAAAUCCUCACACAGCACCUUGGUGACACCACUAAGGCAUUUGAGGAGCUUCUGCGGUCCAAUGACAUCGAUUACUACAUGGGUCAGAGCUUCAGGGAGCAGCUGGCACAGAACUCUGCCCUCGCACAGAGAGUGGUCGCCAAGAUCAGCGGACGCGACCGUACAGAGAGCCAUGAUGACAAGAGAGGCCAUGAGCUGCUUGCCUUAAGGCUGAGUAAGGAGCUCCAGCACAAAGAUAAAAUCAUCGAGUCUCUUCACACCAAGCUGCAGCAGCGUCCAGAAACGCCAUCCAGCUGCCAGGCUCUCUCUGAGACCACUGACCAAUCAGACCGAACCUCCCUGGUCUCUGAUGAGUACAGAACUACAGAGGACUUGGAGCUGUGCUCUGAUUUAGAUGCCAGAGAGUUUCAGGAGGAGCAGUGUCUGCAGCAGCAGCACCAACAUGGAUCAGAACAGGACGUCAGUCCAUCUGUCCCUCCUCCUCAUGGACUCCUCAAGUCCUCCAGCAGCUGUCCUAACAUGCACUGCUCAGCCCCUGUGGGUUUGACCUGUCAGUCCUCCACAGCCCUCCACAGGCCGCCUGUCUCCUUCUCCUUCUCUGUCCCUUCUGACCCUGACGUCUGGGGUAAAAAAGUCACUUCUGAUCCCCGGCCCAGGGCUCUGUCUGUGAUAGCUGUUAGGCCUGAGCUGGAAACGCUCUACAAAAAGAUGAAUGAGCAGGACAGGGGCUUUGACGUUUCCCAUGACCAGGCUCUGUAUCCCCUCUCACCUGGAGCUCACAACCAGCAUGACCUCUCCAGCAGCUACAGCCAACUUUCCCAUCAUGCCUUUCAACAGUAUCAGUUGGGUGGUAUUCCUGAAAGCCACUCACUGAAGUCUGACUCAGGUCUGGUGACAGGAGGGACUCUGUGGGACAUGGAGAACAUGGUUCAGCAGGUUGGGGGCUUUUCUGGAUCACCAGGACACACGCAGGCAGGCAGCCAUGCAGGAGUGAAUUUGAUAGAGGAACACCUGCGGGAGGUGAGGUGUCUACGUCAGCGUCUGGAGGAGUCAAUAAGGACAAACGAGAGGCUCCGGCAGCAGCUGGAGGAGAGACUGGCUACUACAGGGCGAGAAGGAGGGGCCCCAACAAACAUCUACAUUCAGGGCCUGGACUCAGUGACUCAACUGUCCAAUGAGAUCAGAAUCCUGAAAGAGGAGAACUUGGCUCUACAGUCACGUCUGCAGGCCAGCACAGACUCCUGUGAGGAGGUGGUGCAGCUACGGGAGGCAGUUUUUACUGCACGCGCUCGCCUGAAACAAGCAGAGCUGGAGGCAGAGCAGUGGAAGGAGGAGCUAAGACGACUUCAGGCUCACAGUCAGGAGCAGGGCCAGCAGAUCCAAAUGUUGAGGCAGGAACGACAGAACAGUCAGGAGAAAACCAACAGGCUCCAGCAUGAAGUGUCUCUGCUGCAGCAGCAGCUCUGUGAGAGCAGAGAGCUCAUCCACUCCCUGCAGAGUGAGCUGCAAGUGUACGACCGGGUGUGCACAGGUACAAAGGCCAACAAAGGUUUCCUGUGUGAGCUCCCUGGUUUGCCCGUGGAGCUGGGGGAGCUGCUUGGGGAGGUGAGGAGUCUGCGAGCGCAGCUGCAAACCAGCGUCCAGGAGAACAGCGCCCUCAAACAGCUGGAGCUCCACAAGCAGCUAGAGCAGAAGCUGGGUGUGGUUUCUCCUCGGACCCCCUCCCUCUCUGCUCUCACUGCCAGUCCUCAGAGAGAAAACUUCUACAGGCGACAACUGCUCCACGACCCAGCUCCAUCUCCACCCGUCAGGGACAUUGGUCUGUUUAACUGUGGAUCUCCUGGUCCGCCAUAUUCAGACCUGGAUGACUGCCCUAGCACUGCCAACGCAGAGCCUCUGGACCCCCACUCUGAGCUGGAGGGGGACGCCCCCGAUGGAUCAUUUGCAAACCGCAAUGGGCGUCACGCCAUAGGCCAUGUGGAUGACUUCAGUGCUCUGCAGCAGCAGGUCUUGGAGGGUCGCAGCCUUGUGCAGCGUAUGGAGAGCACCUUGCAGGCCUGCCUCAGUCCACCGCUGCUGGAGAGGGAACAGAAGCAGAGCAAUGAACUGAUACUUGACUAUGGCUGUGUGAAGAGUCUUCUCUCCAACACAAAGACUCUGAGGCAGAUCCUGGAGGAGGCAAUGUCUCUGCUGAAGAUGUUCUGGAGAGCAGCUCUUCCCAGCACUGAUCCCUCUGUUCAAAACCUGAAGAAGGAGCAGUGCAUGCAGGAGGAGAUUUUGUCCCUAAAGCUGCGUGUUUCAGAGCAAGAGGAGGCUCUCAGAGGAACGAUUCAGAGACUGAGGAGCACCAGCCGAACCAAGGAGAGCAUGGAGCACUUUAUAGUCAACCAGUUGUCAAGGACUCGUGAUGUUCUGAAGAAAGCAAGAACAAAUUUAGAGAAGAAUGAGCUGAGACUCUCCUCUCUUAGCUCCUCCUCUUCCUCCUCUCCUCACGCUGCUGAGGAGCCAGGAGGUGCUUCCAGAGAGCGGCCUGCUGAUCGCAGUUUCCUGAAGACCAGCAGCAGCACUGCAGGAAGUGCAACACAUCAACAUCCAGCGGCGAGGAAACGCAGCAGCCAAUGCCUGCUUUAGGCUUGGAAAAAAGAACCAGCCUUUGUGCUACCACUUCUGACCUCUUUAGUAAAACAGCCAAGACCUGCUAUUCCCCCACCUCCCUCUCCCCCACACCAGCCUCACCUCACCUCUGCCUUUACCUCCGUCCAGCCAUGAGAGUGCUUCCUCCUUCCCUGUUCCUCUUCCAGGCAACAUGUGCACAGUAUAAUCUGCACCGUCGGCCUUAUCGAACUCCCCUCACCUCACCUCCCUCACUUAUAAUCUGCCACUCUCCAUCCUCUCUCCCACACAUGUAGUGUUGUCUUUGAGUGACACGGUCAGCAGUUUGCCUUGUCGCACGUGUGACAGAAGAAGGUGUUUGAAACGUGUUUCUGGUGGUUAAAGGUGACGCGAGUCCUACUGAUGGAGCUGGAAGAAGAUACUCUUAGUUCAGGUUUUUAGUCAAAUUUGGAUCAAGUUUUCAGCAGUUUUCUUAAAGAGACUUGUAGGAUAAAUGUGCCUGAUUAUAAAAUAUAUGAAAGAAUCAAUGAUACGCUUAAGAGAUCUUACAAGUUAGAAUAUAAAGUUUGUAAACACUCAACCUGGAUCUGUAGCUAAGAGCUUCUUCUCUUGAAAGCCUGUGGACAAAAGAUGGUUCUGCAUGUUUAAUAAAGGCUUGUGUGAGGAAUUCUGCACACAGGAACACACAUUGUAAACUUACCUACAUAUGUGGUUGAAGACAGCUCACUCAAAGACAACACAUCUUCCACUUUGACUGCCACAGAAAUGCAAGUUUACUUCUAGUGGCACUUUUAUUAACAAGGACAAUUUGUUUGCAAGUGCAAUGCAAAAAAACAGUGACUCCCGCAUACGUAUCACUACACACCAUGGAGGAAUGUAGAGUAGUUGUGUACUAGCUGUAUCUGAUUUUGUGAAGGAGGCUUAUGUAUGGUUUGUGUGCCAUAAGCCAAGCUCAAAAAAACAUUUUUUGGCAUCUUACUACUGAAUUUUGAUUGAACAAACACAAGGGGGAGGGAAAUUUAAUGCGCAAGACUUUCAUCAGUGUGAUUUUAAAGAAUGUACACCAUGUAUGUAAGAAAAAAGUGCUCAAAUGGAACCAGGCUAAACGCGUAUUCAAGCUCCUCUGUAGGAGUUCUCAUACGAGCAUGUGCAAUAAUGAUGUUGUUUCUUGAAUGAUCAUGCUGCACUGAGUUAUUAUUAUUAUUAUUAUUUCUUAGCUUGUCACUGGACUUUCACUCAUAUAACAACCUGUAGGACAUGAUCAGUGUUACGAUUGUACUCUAGUCUGAAGUGUUGAUGCAUGACAGAGAUUGUAAAAGGUAAAAAUCUAAGCUAAUGAACAGGGGAUUACCAAUACUUGCCAAAGUUUGAACUCUAACUCUGACUUGCCUUAACCAUGCGAAUGACAAACUGAGAUGUGAUCAAACCAAAGGAAGACUGAGGUAUCUUUUUCAAAAGGCCUCCAGAACCAUAGAAAUGGUAACCGUUAGACAGAUCAUUUUGACAUGAAUGAGCUCCUUUUAAUGGACCAAAACUUAAAAGAGUGGAUUAUUUUCUCCAAGGCCGUCUGCUGUUGUCGUUGAUGUAUUUCUCUUGGUUCAGGCCGCGUUAGCAUUCCCAUGGCAAUGGCAAAAUAGGUUUUAAUAGAUGAUGCAAACUUUGGCAGGCUACUGGUGGGAUCAUUGUUCUUUAAUUCACUCUUUUAUUCAGCUUUUAUUGAGGUGUUUUUGCUGUACAUUUGCCAUUUGAUGCUGUAAAUAUUCUGCCAUUUUAUGUAUGAACUUUUUCUGAGUGUGCGUGCAUGUGUGUGCCUGAGUUUGCGUGAGAUUGAAAAACAUCCAACAUUUGCUUUUUGCAAAGUUGAUUUCUGGGUAGCUGUGCAAUAGCUUUAUCUCUAAUUUUUGAUGUUUAACAUCACAGUAUCAUGAGUAUGUUUGCCACAUUCACUUACUGCAAAGUGUGAUUAUAUGCAGUGUAUGAUAGAGGAUUGGUCACACUGGCUGUCUGACAAGAAAUCACAGUUAAUGCCUUCAUGAUAUCUAAGUCACUGAUCACAGUAUCAUCCUCCUAUAUCAAAGCUCUGAUAAAUGUUGCUUCACUUGCCUUUAAACUUAGCUGGAGAGCUUCUUCACUCCGCUCUUGGUGGUAGAAAUGGCCUUUUACUAGCGCUUGUCUACCUGAGAUCUGCCAAAUUAGGUUUUGUUUGCGCUCGAGUCUUCAGAAAGAGGCAAAAGUUGCCAAGUAUUUCAUAGAUGUGCAAAGUUUGAUAAUGCCUUUUUGAAAUUAAAGAAGGAAAGUUUAGAAGAAUUGUCGACUGGAAACAAAGCCAGCGACUGGAAAGAUUGUUGGACCCAUAAAAGCACCUUGUAAGAGCGUAAACAAAGCCUUUUUGCUAUUUGUGACUAAGAAGGGAAUCAAACCGAAGUUUGAAAUGAUGUAGUGUUGAACCUGAGUUGCGUAUGUAUAUACUGCUAUUUGAUUGGUGAAGCUUUGUGCAUAAUGAACUAGAAAGCCGAUGCAGGACUUGUAAGAAUCCUGUUUCUGAAGACAGUUUGCUUUGUUGGCUAAAGUGUUAUCAAUGAAAGAUUUUGGGACAGAAUGAAUAAAACUCUAUAAAAGCUGA